GCAAAUACAUGUUAGAACGCGCCAAUAGGAUCUCACUAGCUUGUCCUUGGCUCUGCCGACUAUGAUUAAUUUGCUCCCGUUGGAAACGACUGGCUCUCUAUCUUGGAUUAGUUCUCAAAAUCUUUGUUUUGGCCAUACCUGUUAUCGACAAGUGGAUCCACGGGCUAGCAACAAGAGCUGAUGUUUGCUACGAAUAUAUAAACACAGCUAGCUAGCUAAAUUACCACAUAUUACUCAUUUAUAAGGAUAGUUGAUCGGCACAUCAACAAAUAACUAUGGAUUCUGUCAACGCUUUCAACUUGGAGUUAUUCGCCAUGAUUGACAUGAAGCCUCCAAUAUCACGAGCAAAGAUGAUGUCAGUUACUAAAUCAGCAAUCAAGGCUAUCAAGCUAUACAAGCAUGUCGUCCAGAUUGUGGAGAAGUUUAUCAAGAAGUGUAAGCCAGAGCUGAAGGUUCCUGGCCUAUACGUGGUGGAUUCUAUAGUCCGACAGUCCCGACACCAGUUUGGAGUGGACAAGGACGUCUACGGACCCAGGUUCCAAAAGAACUUCACCCCGACCUUCCAGAACCUCUAUCUUUGUCCACACGAUGACAAGAGUAAGAUCAUCCGUGUUCUCAACCUGUGGCAGAAGAACGCUGUGUUUGAGAUGGAUGUCGUCCAGCCCCUGUUGGACAUGGCUACUGGCUCUUUCGACCUUGCUCCCUCCCCCCAGGAGGACCUCCAGGCCCAGCCCCCGGUCUCCAGUACCUCCAUAGCAGCAGCCCAGCCCCCAGUCUCCAUAGCAGCAGCCCAGCCCCAGCCCACAGUCUCCAUAGCAGCAGCCCAGCCCCCAGUCUCCAUCGCAGCAGCCCAGCCCACAUUCCCCAGUGCCUCUAUAGCAGCAGCCCAGCCCCCUGUCUCCAUAGCAGCAGCAGCCCAGCACCAGGCCCAGCCCCCUGUCUCCAUAGCAGCAGCAGCCCAGCACCAGGCCCAGCCCCUCAGCAGCAGCCCAGCACCAGGCCCAGCCCCUGUCUCCAUAGCAGCAGCCCUGCCCCCUGUCUCCAUAGCAGCAGCCCUGCCCCAGCUCCCACAACAGCUUCGUAACCCUGAGGCCCUGGCUGCCGUGGCCCAGCUCUUCCAGUCCGGACAGGGACACGAGCUUCAGAAGAUGCUUCUGAGGUUCCAGCCAGGGCAACAGAAUCCACCUAUGGUUCCCAACACCGUGUCUGACCAGACCCACUCACAGAUGGUCCAAGGCCAGCAUAACACACACCACACACAUCCUACAGAGCAGAAUAACUCACUAGCUAAGAAACUCCUGGACCGUUUUGAUUACGACGAUGAACCAGAAGAAGUGAAGAAAGAGGAGUUGGAUUCCCUUGUUCCAGGAAACGUUUACGGUGGCCAGUUUGCUGGUCAAACGCCGCCCAACAUGGAGCAGCAAUUUCAGGGCCAUAUGAUGGGCCAGCCUGGGAGGCAGCAAACACCUGGUGGAGGAUACCCUGGUCUGAACAAGGGCUACAACCAAAGCCAGCACACUGCCCAGCAGAACCAGGACCAGGGAAACCACAGAGAAAGGGAAGAUCCGUCUGGGAGGAGGGAUAGUAGGGAGGGGAGGCAGCGCGGCCACAGCAGGAGGUCACGCUCCCGGUCUGGCUCUCGAUCUCCCAGGAGAAAGAGGUCCAGCUCUCGCUCGCGGAAGCCCCGACACUCCUCCCAACGGUCCGGGUCUCGUUCCAGGGAAAGUCGCUGGAACUCCCCUCGCUCCCGCUCGCAGGAGAGGAAGGAGAGAGAGAAGGACAAAGACCGUAGACAGAAAGGUCUGCCCAGCAUCAAGAGCCAGACACUCAGUGUUUGCACCACGACUCUGUGGGUGGGCCAGCUAGACAAGAAGACUUCUCAGCAGGACGUCAUGUGUUUACUAGAGGAGUUUGGGCAGAUAGACUCCAUUAAUAUGAUCCCUCCUCGUGGAUGUGCCUACAUAGUGAUGGUUCACAGGCAGGAUGCCUACAGAGCUCUACACAAACUCGGCAGAGGAUCCUUCAAGGUUAACCAGAAGGCCAUCAAGAUUGCGUGGGCCUUGAACAAGGGUAUAAAGGCGACCCAUAAGAAGUUCUGGGACGUGGAGCGAGGUGCCACCUACAUCCCCUGGAGCAAAGUGAAGAUGGAGGAGCUGGAGAGCUACAGAGAGGGAGGCAUGCUGGACGCAGACACACUCUGUCCAGAAUGGGGAGAUAACGUGAAGGAGCUGACUAAACCAGGAGGACUGAACAAUGGAGGAGCGGACGCCAUGGAGACGGAGGGAGCUGCCACCGCCCACGUACAGGUGCCUCCAGUCCAGCCAGUAGGGUCUAUGGGUGGUCUCCCUGGAUUCCCUGGCCCUCCCCCUCCCUCACCCCCGGUGGACCCCCUCUCUUCCUGCCCGCUGGCUUCAACCCCACACAUCCUCCAGGUUUCCCUCCUCCAGUAGUGGGUGGGCCAGGGAGCACCAAAUAUGACUCUGGAUCUAAAGACAAGGCUGGAGGGUGUGGUGGCCCCUCAGACACUCUAGACAGCCAGCUGGGAGCUCCAGGUCCAGGCGGACCAGGGGCCGUGAUGAGUCCUCCAGGCCCAGCAGUGUUACUGGGUCCCAGGCCGGCCAUGCUGCCCAUGCAGCCUCGUCCGGGACUACCACCCCCUCACCUCCAGCCCCACUUCCCCCCUCACCUCCCUCCCCCCAACAUGCCCCCUAUGAUGAUGGGCCCCAGGGGCC
Messenger RNA from Salmo salar (Atlantic salmon), 2732 nucleotides. Lineage: Eukaryota; Metazoa; Chordata; Actinopteri; Salmoniformes; Salmonidae. The record is from RefSeq and is a predicted model, not a curated record.